AUGAACACGGCCGGCACGAUUCCCUACGAGCUCAACCCGAAGGCACUAAGCAAGUGGGAGAGCGAGGUGGCGCGCCAGGAGCGGAGGUGGCACCGGUCGCCCCCGAAGCAGUCCGGCGACGUCGAGGAGGUCCGCAUGAAGAGCGAGCAGGCCGCCGCCCUGCUCCGCUACGCCUCGGAGGCCUCCCGCAACCGACCUUCGCGCAAGUCGUGA
Molecule: messenger RNA, 213 nt
Organism: Acanthamoeba castellanii str. Neff
Lineage: Eukaryota; Discosea; Longamoebia; Acanthamoebidae
Exons: 1
Coding region: 1-213 (70 amino acids)
Source: RefSeq, a predicted model, not a curated record